AUGAAUCAAGACAUGAUCAGUAAGAUGGUACCUUUUCUUUCGAAGAAAUCGAUCCUGAUGCUUUAUGGUAUAACUAGGGAUCCGAAAUAUCCUGUUUACAUCAUCAGGAGAUAUAAAGCCAGGCUAAACAUAAUUCCCACGGGAAAGGCUGCCAUGCUAAUACAAAGGGCAGUAGACAUGGAAAGGAAUGACUUGGUAAUGGAAUAUCUAUGCCAUGUUCCACCGGGAAGAAUGACCAGAAUCUUACUAAAGUUGGCAGAAAAUAUAGAACCCGAAAAGACACAGCAUAUGAUUUCGGAUUUAAAAAAAAGUAACUUCUGCUUGAUGUGCAGUUCUAAUAACAGAUGCGAGGUAAUUGUAGCCCGUAUCGAGAACAUUGUAAAAAACAUAAGGUCAUAUGCCUACCACUGUAAAUAA
Encephalitozoon intestinalis ATCC 50506 is the source of this 417-nucleotide messenger RNA. RefSeq lists its product as uncharacterized. The transcript has a single exon. NCBI's taxonomy places the organism in Eukaryota, Fungi, Microsporidia, Unikaryonidae. The record is from RefSeq and is a predicted model, not a curated record. The coding region runs from base 1 to 417 and encodes 138 amino acids.